Ostertagia ostertagi is the source of this 378-nucleotide messenger RNA. Lineage: Eukaryota; Metazoa; Nematoda; Chromadorea; Rhabditida; Trichostrongylidae. The record is from the annotation of a GenBank genome assembly.
AUGGGUCCAGCUUUACUUGAGACUGAAUCCAUCGCUAUGGUGUUAAUUAACGAAUCGAAGUAUGGAUGUAUCUCCGCGGAAAAAGUUGAUGACGACUUUUGCUUGAUUUUGAAUAGGUUUCCUGAGAAAAUGCCUGAUUUCGUCCCCGAUUUUUCCACUCUAAUGUCAGGACCAGACGAGCAGGCUGAUGCCCUACACUUUAAAACAGUACAAGGUGUACCACCAAGCUAUGGUCCUGUAGUGCAGUCGUGGGUGAGGGAACACGGUUUCAAUAUGGACUUUCAAAAGAUGAUGAGGCUCUUACGAAAGCUUCCCGAUCGGCCGCAGCUUUUCUAUCAAGUAAGUUCAAUUCGACUUGUUAUUCUCACGAAUACUUGA